Molecule: messenger RNA, 2436 nt
Organism: Plasmopara halstedii
Lineage: Eukaryota; Oomycota; Peronosporomycetes; Peronosporales; Peronosporaceae
Exons: 1
Coding region: 1-2436 (811 amino acids)
Biological process (GO): maturation of SSU-rRNA
Cellular component (GO): nucleolus
Molecular function (GO): RNA binding
Source: RefSeq, a predicted model, not a curated record
AUGGAGCUGGACCAGGCUAUCUCGUUAUGGCGUGGUCGCCCUGCUGAUGCGGCGCUGCUCGGUGCAACGUCCUCUUUGUCAAAGGAAAGUGAUCGACUUGUUCUGCUUACAUCGACCGAGGAUGUGCGCGAGAUUAGCGCCUCCACGCGUAAAUGUAUCAAUCACUGGACAUUUCGCGCUGGUAGCGCCCACGCACUGUCUGUGGCCGCGACGCGUCACCCGCAAUUACGAGUAUUUUUUGGGGUGUGUGGUGCACCUGGUAUUAGUGCUAGUAAGAAGGCGCGUCAAGUCAGACGCCAGGAAACGAACAAGACAACGGCGUUACCUGUUAAUGAAGGUCUCGCGAUGUGGCAUGAAACGGAUCGGGACGUGACGAAAUGGCAACGUACGCCGUUGCAGUCCAAGUCAAAGGUAUUUUCACUUCUCGUGCAUUCGAAACUGAAGGAAGAUAUUGUCUUGGUAUUUCAAGAUGGUUCUUUUGUUACGUAUGACAAAGAUAUGAAGAAAGGAUUUCAUAGUGACGAUGUCAAAGAUGCCACUUCCGUCGAAGAGGAAGACAAGGAUGACGAUGAUGAGUUUGAAGAAACUGUUGUAUGGGCUGAUCUAGAAACAGGCAAUCUCAGUUCCGUCAAAGGUACAUUGUUCCUGUCUAUUCUAAUGCAAAAGGCAAAUGGUCAAAGCGACAAGCGUCUGGAGCUGUUGAUUUAUCAAAUUGUAAUUCCAUAUGAUUUUAAACGCCUGGGUGAGACUUUACGCGCUGUUCUCCUUGUACGUCAUCGUGUAAACUUGCCAGACAAUGAAGAGUUGUCGGCUUGCGCUUUCCACGCUGAAACCUUUUCGUACUCAAUGAUUGGUCGCUUUGGCUGUUGGCAAACAUUGCGUUUUGUUCGAGAUGCACUGACAGAGUCAUUAACACUCGUGGCUACACAGAAUAUGCCAGACUUAGUUUCAGCGACGCACGAAGCUUCCGUUCCCGUGCACAAGAAGCGUAAACUGCAGACCAUUAGCCCUUCCGUUUCUGGAUACUUUGUUAGUCGUGUCGGGAACUACACGUACCUUGUUAGCACGUCGCUUGAGAAUCCUCUCGAGUUUACAGGUUGGGACUCAAAAUUUGCCGUACCAGUAUCGAAAGUGGAGGUUAAUUUGGUAAAAGACAAUGAAAGAGAAAAUGAGGUGGUAGUUGGCCGGAGCUCUAAGGAUGGUAUUGGCAAGCUUGUCCAGCUCGUAAGCGUCGGUGCCGGUGAUGCCGUACUUGCUGUUUAUGAGCGUAGUGUCUUUUUGAUUCAUGUGCGAAAUAAACAUUCGACAUUAGCAAGUGUUAUUGGAGCAACGGCAUCAAAUGCUUCAGUUGGCUCGGAGAUAGCUUCAAUGCCUGAUACUAAUAUUCAAUGGGAAAAUGUGAAGGCAACGAAUAGUGUGAAUAAUGACACGCUAGAUGCUAAAACGUGGAAGAUGAAUUUCUGCAGUGAAGAUGAUAGGGAGAGUCAGCUUCUUGCAGAUCUGUCAGAUCCACAGGUCACACGUACAGCUGCAGACUUUACGCAUCGGUUGGAUGAGGCUUUAAACAAGGAAAAGAAGCGAAUGGGUGGCAAGGAGGGGGAAUACGUGUCGUACCGCUUGUUGCAGACCGUGACACGUCGGUGUUUGAAUUCGACAGAACUUGCCCUAUGGCAACCGCUCGAAACGAUGCUACGCACCAACCGAUUGUCAUCCCGUACAGAGCCGACACUUCUACCAACCUUGAUGAAACACAAUCAAUUUUCGCUGCUUGAGUGCGCUAUAGUGCAUCUCGUUGAUAUCGAUGAGCGCUCAAUUGUACGACUGAUCAAGUACAUUAUUCACAAGAGCAGCAACUCGACUUUUAUCAAUUAUGUCACUAAGAAGACUCAAACACAGAAUAAGUUAGCUGGCCGACUUGAUAGCAUUGCUGUUUGCGAGAGAUUUGUGAUUGCACUCUUGGGAUUGCCAACGAGUAGUGUGUUUCUUCAUCGUGCUAUUCGUGAACUGGAUGUAGAGGAAGUUCUACUGGUGCUAGCUAUCUGCAAGAAGUUGUUGCUGGCGCUAACUAUAGUUGACGAAGCUGAUAGCAAAGACAAGUUGACUGAAGCUUCAGAGAAGGUUGAAAGUAGCAAGAAUGAAAUCAUGGCGAUUCUUAAGGAAGAGCGGCGCUUUACACCGCUACCAUCCGCUUCAAAGUGCUGCGCUUGGAUUUGUGCGCUAUUAGACGCACACUUUUCGAAUCUAGUACAGCGUAGCUCUCAGAACGCUAGAGUUGCGCGUACAAUUCAUCAAUUAAACAAGCUAGUGCAGAUGCAACUAGAUGCUAGUGCACAGUACGAAUCAGUGUACGGCGUGCUAAGCAACUUUUUGUCGGGCGUGCGACUGCCACGAGCUCCAGGACUUCCUGACUAUGUCAUUGAGGAACUUUGUCUUUAA